Molecule: messenger RNA, 1867 nt
Organism: Eufriesea mexicana
Lineage: Eukaryota; Metazoa; Arthropoda; Insecta; Hymenoptera; Apidae
Product: pescadillo homolog
Exons: 8
Coding region: 77-1867 (596 amino acids)
Biological process (GO): ribosome biogenesis; maturation of LSU-rRNA from tricistronic rRNA transcript (SSU-rRNA, 5.8S rRNA, LSU-rRNA)
Cellular component (GO): nucleolus; PeBoW complex
Molecular function (GO): RNA binding
Source: RefSeq, a predicted model, not a curated record
CGUGGUUCAUGUUGUAAUUUAUUUCUUAAACGUUUAUGUUGUUCUACAUUUUUAUCAGAUAAAAGUAAGGUGCAAAAUGGUUGUAAUAGGAAAAAAGAAGUAUCAGUCUGGAGAAGGAGCACAGUUUAUGUCGAGAAAAGCUGCCUUAAAAAAAUUGCAGCUCACUUUAGUUGAUUUCCGUAGACUAUGUAUAUUAAAAGGUAUAUAUCCAAGAGAACCACGUAAUCGUAAAAGGGCACAAAAGGGAGAACCUGGUAUCAAAAUAUUGUAUCAUAAGAAAGAUAUUCAAUUUUUGAUGCAUGAACCAAUAAUAUGGAAACUGAGAGAUUUUAAGGUAUUUAAUAGGAAAGUUGGCAGAGCAAGAGCCUUGAGAGAAUUUUCAGAGAUGAAGAGAUAUUUAAAUAAUCAUCCUACUUUGAAACUAGAUCAUAUUGUUAAAGAACGUUACCCAACAUUUAUCGAUGCACUUAGGGACUUGGAUGAUUGUUUGACUUUAUGUUUCUUAUUCAGUACCUUUCCAUCACUUCAUCAUAUACCCAGAGAUCAGUCAGUACUGUGUAGGAGAUUGACAAUUGAAUUUUUACAUGUUAUAAUUGCUGCUAAAGCUUUGCGCAAAGUUUUUGUUUCUAUCAAGGGAUAUUAUUACCAAGCAGAAAUUAAAGGACAAACAAUAACUUGGAUUGUACCACAUCAUUUCAGUUUUGAGCCUCAAACAAAGAAUGAUGUAGACUUUAAAAUCAUGUCUGUAUUUGUAGAAUUCUACAUUGUGAUGUUAGGUUUUGUUAAUUAUAGACUUUAUCAUACUCUUAAUUUGUAUUAUCCUCCACAACUUACCAGUAGUGAUAACAGCGAAAAGAUACUUGUGGAUGAAGAGGUAUAUGUAUCAGAAAGAGUAGCUGCAUUGAAUGUACCAUUGGUAAAUCUGGAUCCUUCAUUACAAAAUGUAGAAGACGAAGAAUUAGAGAUGGAUGAAUUUGCAAAUGAAGGCGAUGCAACAAAAUUGGAAGAGGCUAGGAUAGAAGUAGAAAAAGUUAAAAAGUUGAAAAAACUUUUUAAAGGUUUAAAAGUUUUUUUAAAUAGGGAAGUACCGAGGGAGCCUCUAGUUUUUAUUUUACGUUGUUUCGGAGCUGAAGUGUCUUGGGAUAAAUUACUCUUUGUUGGAGCAACAUUUGACGAAAAUGAUGAAACAAUAACACAUCAUAUAGUGGACCGACCUAGUUUGACAAAACAGUAUAUUUCUAGAUAUUAUGUACAGCCACAGUGGAUUUUCGAUUCAGUGAAUGCUAGAGAACUAUUGCCUGUAGAAAAAUACUUCAUUGGUUGUGUACUUCCGCCACAUCUAUCGCCAUUCUCGGAUAGCCACCAUGAUCAGAUAUACAUUCCACCGGAAGAGCAUGCUCUUAUGGAUUCUGAAUUUAGGCUUAACGAUGAAGAAGAUUCCGGCGAAGAAGCAGAGGAGAACGAAGAUGAAGAAAAAGAAGAUGAGGUAAAGGAGAGAGUUUCAGAAGACGAAACUGAAGAGAGUAAAGAAUCAUCUGAUAUGAAUAAGGCGGAUACAACGAUGAAUGAGAAAGAACAGCAACGAGAUCGAUUAAGAAAGAAAAUGAAAGUUAAAACUGGAGAAGUAACGAAGGAAGAUCCAUUUGAGAAGAAACGACAGGAGAGGCAAGAGUAUCGACUACGAGAACGAAUGAUAAAAAAGAAACAUCGCAACUUAUACAGGAGCAUGAUGGAAGGACGCAAGCAAAGAGCCAAGGAAGUAUGGCUUCUUCGUAAGAAGAGACGGUUGCACGACGCUACUGAGAAACAAAAACGUAAAGAGGAACGUAAAGAGAAAAAGCUAAAAUCGCUGAAUAAAAAUGAAUAA